Mesorhabditis spiculigera is the source of this 621-nucleotide messenger RNA. The record is from the annotation of a GenBank genome assembly. Lineage: Eukaryota; Metazoa; Nematoda; Chromadorea; Rhabditida; Rhabditidae.
AUGUAUCGAAAUGGCGAUUAUCGAUUAGCAUAUCGGGACGAGCGGCCGGAGAUUGAAGAAAUUGAGGAGGUCGAGGUCGAGAUUAUUGAGCCGAUUUUGCCCGACGGUUAUACGGAUAAGAUCAUUUUCAACAACAAAGUGAUGGUAUUUGACCAUCGAUUCAAGUUCUCGGCCAGAGGUAUCAUCAAGAUUAUACAAAUUUUUAUUUGUUUCAUCUCCAUGCUACUCGUUGGUCUCUCCCAGCCAUACCAUGAUGAACGGGGAUUGGCAUUUCUGGCUACAACCAUUGGUAUCCUCAUCGCGUUCACUUUGCUCGUUUGUUAUACAGUAAUGCUCAACACACGGUUUGACGCGUAUGCAUGGUUGAUGGGAGAAGCCAUUUACGAUCUUCUAAUGGUCAUCGCAUUCAUUGUUGCUGGAAUUUUCAUGUUUUGGUUCAACGCGUUCCACUGGGCAGAUAUGAACCCAGCCUGGCAAUAUGCACCCGCUUUUGCUAGUGGAUCACUCUUUGCCUGCGCAUUGGUCUACUCAAUUGAAGCUGUCCUUCUAUGCACCGGAUGGCAGCGAUAUUCCUGGAAGCCAACUUUUGAUUAUACUCCCAAAAAUUCCCAGUUGCCGCAU